GUGUGUGUGUGUGUGUCUGGAAGUGGAAAUGGGCAGCAGGGAGGAGGAAUGUGAAACAUUUCUGAUGCUGGUCCAGUGGCUGUUUACACGGUAGUCAGCCCGUGACAUCAGAGUCCAGACUUUAUAAAUGUCAGCAGGCGCAAGAAUGAGCAGUUAGCAAACAGCUGCACUGGUCGCACCACACCGUCACACAGGUUAGUGAGACAGACUGAGCUCCAUCAACAACACAAGCCCCCAUGGACCGACUGCUGUGUGACUGUGCGAUUGCUGUGGCUGUACUGCUGUGUGCGGCGACACAGGUGUUGUGCCAGCUGUGUGACAGACCCUGCAUUUGCCCUGGUCCCCCCCCCCAGUGCCCCGUCGGGGUGCCUCUGGUGCUGGAUGGCUGCCGAUGCUGCCAGGUGUGUGCCAGGCAGCGAGGCGAGUCCUGCACCGAGAGGUUUCCCUGCGAUACCCAGAGAGGACUGCAGUGCGACUACAGCGCCAGCUUCCCUGGAAACCCUGGGGAGUGUGUCAGUCAGGAGGACCUGGGCUGUGAAGUCAAUGGCAUCACUUACCAUGAGGGCCAGUCGUUUCAGCCCUCCUGUGACACUUACUGCUACUGCAGAGGCGGAGGUGUGACCUGUGUGCCGGCUUGUCCCCUGACUGGCCGUCUCCCCACUCCAGACUGUCCCAACCCACAAUUUGUCCGGCUACCGGGGAAAUGCUGCAAGGAAUGGGUGUGUGAAAACCUCGAGAACACGGUUAUUCAGGAUGCUAUCACAGCCAUGAGACCCGACAGGUUGUGGCACACUCUAUCAAGGGAUCACCCUCUAAACAGGCUGGUCCAACCUGCCUCCACCUGUAUAGAACAGAGCACCCAGUGGAGCGCCUGCUCCCAGAGCUGUGGGGCUGGUGUCUCCACGCGGGUGUCCAACCAGAAUCCUGCCUGCAAGCUACAAAUGGAAACUCGACUUUGCAAGGUGCGACCGUGCAAUGCAGUUAAGCCAGCCCCCAGGAAACCCAUGUGGGGACAGCAGGGGCAGUGCAAAGCCAGCUACACGUCACCAGGGCCCAUUCGGCUCGUUCACCAGGGCUGUUACAGCACUCGGGCCUACCAGCUCCGGUACUGCGGACAGUGCACCGACUCUCGCUGCUGCACACCUUACCAAACCACCACUGCUGAGGUGACCUUCCACUGCCCCUCUGGCAGACUGCUACAGCGAGCUGUGAUGAUGAUCCACUCGUGCAUAUGUCACAACAACUGCCCCUACGCGCCGUUCAGAAAUCCUGCUUUUUGGGCGUACAGGCCCUGAUCAGCCUUUAUGAGAACUGCAUGAGAACAGUAAGACUUCACUGACUGAUACAGGGAACCGAACAGUGAGAGAAACCUUAUGUAUCAUCAGGUGGAUCCACAAAGGCAUCCUCUGAUUGAUGGACCUUGAAAGCGAAAAUGAUCAUUGUAGAUAAAAACUGUGAUUGAGUUGGGAUGAAUGUGGAUCAUAACAAAUGGACGACCUCAGUCUGCACUUAUUCAUAAUUCCUUUACUCUCCUGCACCUUGGGAUGCUGUUAUUUUGCUGUUUAGCCUUUAUCCAAGAAUAUGAAUCAUUUUGGUGAAUCAAGCAAGAAAGCAAACUUUAUUUUGGAGAAUCAGAGAAGAUAAUACAUAAAACAAGGGUAAAUAAGUGUACAAACAGUAAUAGAAAUAAAUAAGACAAGGAAACAAGUGGGUUUUAAGAUUCUUUUUAAAGAUAUGCACUGAUUUUGCUUCUCUGAGACCUUUCCACUCAGAUAUCAGAGAGCACAACAACUUCUUUAAGCACAAAGGUGCAUGAUCAUGUACUGUCUCAUAGGUAAAAUGUAAAAAUUUAAAAAUCCUCAGUCUGCAAGGAGACAGGGAGCCAAUAGUGAGAAAGUAAAACGUGUGUGAUUAAUAGUUUUUGUAAAAAGUAGAGGUUGGGGUGUGACGCAAUUAAAACCGUGGUUGACUUCGUCUGUAAGUUGAAGUUGGAGUCUUCUAAUGUUCCUUAACUAGAAGAACAGGACUGAACCAGUCAUAUGUAGCUCAAAACUAUGUUAUGAUUGGAAGAAAUCCCAAGGAUUUUAAUUUUUUUUUUUUUUUUUACACUGGGUUUCAAAUUCUUUUACCAAGUGGGCCAGUUAAAUUUGAGUUUUGUAAAUUUGUCUACAUAAUGUAUCAUGGGCAAGACAAGGAAUUUUUUAUAAUUCUUAUAAUUUGAUGAUGAUUCCAAUACCUUAACUAUGAAUUGAGGACAGUUGACCAUGAUGUUAAUUUGGUCAUAAAUAUAGUUUUAAAGACAUAUUUACAUUGAUAACCAGCAACAUAUGAUGUCUUAAAGAACACAUUUCAGUGAAUUCAAAAUAUGUAUUUGUUUAAUAGAAAUUCCACAGUGUGACUCCAACCUUUGUGUUGACAGAUCUUGUUUUCUGACAUGAGCAAUGCAACCUUUAACUUGUAUAGUCUUAUUUGUGUGUAGUCAGAUGAUGUUGCACUUAUUUCUUCAUUUUCUGUUUUGCUGUAAAUAAUUCUGGACAGAUGUCUCUUAUGUAUAGUGAAAAAUGUCAAUAUUUUACAUAUGUUGUACUCUUUGUGAUUAUUGUGUUUAUAUUUUUUUUCAUUUCAUUACAGUAUUCACAGUUUUCUGUAGUUAUUUUGUACAUACUGCAGCUUUUUGUAUACCUUUUUGCAACAUUUCACUUCAUCACAAUUUUCUAAUUAUACCAAAUAUCAUGGCAACUUAUCCAGACGUUGAGAGGUUUUCAAACUAUGGUCCAAAAGUACACUUGAAUCAAUGAACUUCCACCCUCUCACAUCUUGGUCGAAUAUGCAACACACUUUUUUAUUUUUAAGUAUACUUCCUGUUAACGCCUGACAAAGCUUUCUGAGAAUGUCUCCAUCAGUGUAGGGUGGGGCACAAAAAGCAUAAGCAAUAAAUCGUCUUUGUUCAUCCUGUCACGUA
Molecule: messenger RNA, 2962 nt
Organism: Lates calcarifer (barramundi perch)
Lineage: Eukaryota; Metazoa; Chordata; Actinopteri; Centropomidae
Gene: ccn5
Product: cellular communication network factor 5
Exons: 5
Coding region: 237-1295 (352 amino acids)
Biological process (GO): cell adhesion; signal transduction
Cellular component (GO): extracellular matrix; extracellular region
Molecular function (GO): integrin binding; heparin binding
Source: RefSeq, a predicted model, not a curated record